Molecule: messenger RNA, 1740 nt
Organism: Pichia kudriavzevii
Lineage: Eukaryota; Fungi; Ascomycota; Pichiomycetes; Pichiales; Pichiaceae
Exons: 1
Coding region: 1-1740 (579 amino acids)
Biological process (GO): protein lipoylation
Cellular component (GO): cytoplasm; mitochondrion
Molecular function (GO): lipoyltransferase activity
Source: RefSeq, a predicted model, not a curated record
AUGUUAGGAACUUCUCAGAAGAGACUCUGCACUUAUAUUUUCUCCCUCAACAUUUGCCGAUGUUAUUCUAUACCGCCCGGAUUUACCCUAGUUCCCUCUUCGGUAAAGAUCCAAGGAACAAAGGAUAAAUUCAAUUUGAAACCAAAGGAUAUUGCUGAUACAUUACAAAAUGAUCCUAAUUUGGCAGACUUUUAUGAAGGGUCCUUUGAAGCCAACGGUCAUUCGACUGAGCAACCCUUUGACCCUUUUGAUUUGUCAGACAUUCCAAUUGAUCAUGAGCCAGCUGAGUUGAAAGGCGAAGAACUCUUACCUCAAUUGCCGAGAGAUAGCUUAAAUCAAUACCAAACAAUGCCUACUGAGCAAUUCAUUAAAUUUAUGAACAAAAAGUCUUUGUCAAGUGACAAUGACCCGUUGAUUUCUGAUAACUUUCUUUCCGAUAUGGUCAAUAAGAAAUUCGAUAAGGAGAAUCAUGUAGUUCCAAACAAUAGAGACAAUUACUUUAAAGACACAACUUCCUGUGACGAGCCAUGGAAAAGGUCUGAAAUGGCUGAGUUUGUGGGAAAUGAUGAUGUUGCUAUUUUAAACCGCCAGCCUAAGCUCAAACAAUUGUCGGAUAUUAUCAAUACGGAGUUGCCCCUGGUGAUAAUAUCAAAGCUGACAGACCCAAGGUUGAAUUUAAGUUUAGAAAAAUAUAUUUAUGAUUAUCUUCCAGACCCUAGAGAACCUGUAAAUAGAUUUGCUAAGAGGUUGCUACUUUAUAAAAAUUCAAGUUGUAUUGUUGUUGGGAAAAAUCAAAAUAUUUUCAGAGAAGUGAAUAUGAGACUUGCCUCCACCUAUUCCAUACCUAUUUUAAGAAGAUUCUCAGGUGGUGGUACGGUAGUUCAUGAUUUAGGUAACAUGAAUUUUUCCUUUAUGUCAUCAAAGGACGAAUUCUCGCGUACUGCUUUCACGAAUGAACUUGUUAAAAAAUGGAACAGCAACAAAUAUACAGAAUUCCAACUUGAUAUAAACGAGAAAGGUGACAUGGUUCGUAAAUCAGAUAUGAAAAAGGUCAGUGGUUCUGCUUUCCAAAUAUCAAAGGGCAGAUCAUUACAUCAUGGUACAAUGCUACUGAACUCAGAUUUGAAGGUUUUAAGUAAAUUAUUAAAAAUUGAUCCAGUAAGAAAGGCAAAUAUUACUGACCGUGCAACGUCUUCUAUCCCAAGUCCUGUUACUAAUACUAAUAUCCCACCCGAAGUCUUCAUUGAUGUAUCUGUUAAUUCCUUUCUGGAGAAGUUUGGAUUGCCCACUAACUUGGAAUCUAAAAUCAAUAAACAUGAUUUUGAUAACUUAAAAGUUCUCAAAACUGGCAACUUAGAGGUUCAGGUCUUGAAAAUAAAUGAUUUACUAGAUCUACCAUCUGAAAUUUGGGAUACGUAUAAACAAUUAAAAUCUUGGGACUGGAUUUUUGGUAAGACACCAAGAUUUCAAAUAGUGAUGUCUUUGGACAAUAAUACCUUGUCUCUGAAGUUUGAUGUUGAUAAGGGUAGGAUUAUCUCUAUGGAAUAUGACUCCAAAUUUGAAAAUGAUAAUCGAUUAGCUGAGCUAACCACUGCUCUAUCAUCCAAGCAUACACCUGUUUAUUUUUCAAUUUUCAGCAUUAGCAAGUAUAUUAAAGAUAAUCAAUUGCUGGAAGAAAUCUCUUGGAAUAUUGACCAAAAGGUUAAUUUGCAAAACAUUGGGAUUAAAGGACUGAACUAG